AUGGGGCGACCGAGUGACGCGAGCCGGGCGCGAGGGCGGCGGACAUCACGCCGGGCGGCUAGGACGGGCGAGGGCAGACACGCGGUGGCGACUGAGACAGCGCUGGUGGUGGAUGACGAGACGGAAGCAGAGUUUGGCAACAGCGGGCUAGCCAACUGCGAUGAGCUGGAGGCGGCACCGGGGCCGAGCACGCCUGAGGGUGCUGGCAGGAAGGGCGAUGGUGGACGAGGCACAAAGCACGGCCGGCGGCGAAGUACGCAGGUGUUUUGCUUCCUCACUAGGUGUGUGUCGUGGACGGUGGUGGCAGUGGCGGUGGCGAUGCUGGCGAUGAUUGUGGGCUCGAUGUCGCAGCAGAGCACGGCGCAGGUGGCUUCGACGGCGGUGCUGGCCAACUUGCCCGAGACUGUGGCCGGGCCACUGCGGGAGGCUCUUGACGCGCUGGGCAACACGCUCUCUGUGGUCAACUCGACCAACUUUGACGGAGUGGGCCAGCGUCUGGCGACCGAGGGCGUGCGGGCACACCACCCGCUGAUCUUCAUCCCCGGCAUUGUCUCGACCGGCCUGCACCUGUGGGAGGGCCGGCCGUGCGCGGCGUCUUACUUCCGGUCGCGAAUCUGGGGAACGACGACAAUGUUUGCGUCGUUUAUGACGGACAAGCACUGCUGGCUUGACCAUAUCUGCCUCACAGCCGAGGGCAAGGAUCCGUCAGGCGUCCGAGUCCGCGCGGCCGAGUCGCUCGAGGCUGCCGACUAUCUCUUUCCAGGCUUUUGGGUGUGGGGCAAGCUCAUUGCCAAUCUCGCGCGGGUGGGCUACGACUCGAACUCGAUGUUCAUGGCGUCGUACGACUGGCGAUUGUCGCUGAGCGAGAUGCAGGCUCGCGACGGGUACUUUUCCAAGCUCAAGUCGACAAUCGAGCUGGCGUACGAGCUCAAUGACGGGGUGGCGCCGGUGGUGAUGGGCCACUCGCUGGGCGGCAACGUCAUGUUCUACUUUCUCAAGUGGUGGGUGGACACGUACAUCGAGGCUGUAGUGCCGAUUGCAGCGCCGCUGCUGGGCGUGCCCAAGGCUGUGGCAUCGCUUGCGUCGGGCGAGAUGCGCAACUCGGCCCACAUGGGCAUGUUCGAGGGAUUGCUACUAGACAAGGUGUUUGCGCGGACAGCACGGAUGCGGAUGUUCCGGUCGUGGUUCUCGGUGGCGGUGAUGCUGCCCAAGGGCGGGUCGCGGGUGUGGGGCUCGGCCGAGGCUGGGGCACCGGACGAUCUCGCAGCAAACGCGACAUUCCCGGCGUUCAACGUGACGGCGCCGGCGUCGUUUAGUCUCGCACCGAUGCUGCGGUACAAGCAAUCGAGCGGUGAGGAGCGAGUGUACUACGCCGACGACCUCGGGAGCUGGUUCAGCGAGCUUGCGCCGGGCUGGUGGGAGCGAGUGACGGCGCAGUUUUCACUGGGGGACAAACACCGGCCGGUGCCCGGUGAGAGCCCGGAGGAGCACGCGGCACGGGUGGCGGAGGAGCCCGGAGUGUGGAGCAACGUGUUGGAGACGCCGCUUCCGGUCGCGCCGACAACCAAGAUCUACUGCUUGUACGGGACGGGGCUGCCGGCGGAGCGGACGUUUCACUACCGCGACCACGAGGCGGGCGGCGAGCCGGUCGACGACGACGCAGUGGGUGGGAGCAACGCGACAGCGGUGCGCGGAUCGGGAGAAAACGUGCUGCGGCGGGAGAUCGACAUCGAGGCGACCGAGCGCGAGCGCGGCCUGCUUCAUGGGGUGCAGGACUCGCUCGGCGACGGCACGGUCCCGCUCAUCUCGCUCGGGCUGAUGUGCGCGGACCUGUGGCGGCGCGACGAGUACAACCCCGGCAAGAUGCCUGUGGUGACGCGCGAGUACGAGCACGUCAACGCGCCGUUUGACCCGCGCGGAGGGCCAGGCACUGCCGACCACGUUGACCUGCUCGGCAACUCGGGCCUCAUCGAGGACAUUUUGCGGAUUGCGGCGCAUACCGAGACCGGCGCGCAUCCGUUGCUCGACGAGCGGAUUGUCUCACCAAUUCGCGAGAUGGCGAGUGCCAUCGAGUGGUGA
Messenger RNA from Thecamonas trahens ATCC 50062, 2079 nucleotides. Its product is annotated as Phospholipid:diacylglycerol acyltransferase. The record is from RefSeq and is a predicted model, not a curated record. Bases 1 to 2079 code for a protein of 692 amino acids. Lineage: Eukaryota; Apusomonadida; Apusomonadidae. The transcript is spliced from 2 exons. Gene Ontology annotation, cellular component: cytoplasm. Gene Ontology annotation, biological process: lipid metabolic process.